AUGGACACGGAAACAAAGCACUCGCUCUACCACUCCGCGCCGUACAGCGCAGCGGGCACCGCAAUGAUGACCUUCAAGCCCAUCAACGCUAUUCACCAGCACCUCUGUGCAUUCCAUGUUUACUCACAAGACCGCACCCGCCACCUCGAGGCGCACCACUACUGCACCCACCUCUCGCCCGACUUCCACCAAUGCAUCAUCUACGACUCCGACGCGCCCUCCGCCAAGCUCAUCGGCAUCGAGUACAUCGUCUCCGAGCAGCUCUUCGACGCCCUCCCCGCCGCCGAGAAGCCGCUCUGGCACUCGCACAAGUACGAGGUCGAGUCCGGCUUCCUCCAGAUGCAGGCGAACACUCACCUCAACGGCGCCGUCACCGACCUCGCGGAGCAGCCCGCCAUCCUCGAGAUCCAGCGCACGUACGGCAAGACCAUCCACACCUGGCCCGUCGACAUCCACCCCGACCUCCCCCUCGGCCCGCCCCAGCUCAUGACCUCGUACACCGCCGACGGCCAGGGCCCGCCCCCGGAGAUGGUGAAGGCGCGCGACGAGCGUUCGGGCAUGGACACAAAGAGGAAGCGCGAGCUGAGGAAGGGCUACUUGCCGCCGUAUGAAAAGCGAGAGGACGCGGAUGCGUGGGAGGAGACGAAGAAGGGGAUCGUCUUCGAGGCGAAGGAGGUCGACUACAAGCCGUAUCCGGGGCAGCAGAAGUAG
Messenger RNA from Fomitopsis serialis, 711 nucleotides. Its product is annotated as DUF1264-domain-containing protein. The record is from RefSeq and is a predicted model, not a curated record. The coding region runs from base 1 to 711 and encodes 236 amino acids. The transcript is spliced from 2 exons. NCBI's taxonomy places the organism in Eukaryota, Fungi, Basidiomycota, Agaricomycetes, Polyporales, Fomitopsidaceae.